Molecule: messenger RNA, 738 nt
Organism: Linnemannia hyalina
Lineage: Eukaryota; Fungi; Mortierellomycota; Mortierellomycetes; Mortierellales; Mortierellaceae
Source: the annotation of a GenBank genome assembly
AUGUCUGCUGCUCAACCUACCAAGAAGACCAUCCGCUGGUUGCCCCUCGAGUCAAACCCAGAGGUCCUCGACAAGUAUGUCCGCGACCUUGGAGUCCCAGCCCCCUGGAGAUACGCUGAUGUCAUGGGUCUCGAUGAGGAAUUGUUGGCGUUUGUUCCUCAGCCAGUGCAUGCCGUUAUCCUCUUGUUUCCCUGCACGCCACAAUACGAGGAGUUCUGCAAGGAGGAGAGACAAAGGAUCGACAAGGAGGGUCAGAUCGUCAGUGACAAUAUUGUCUUCUACCCCCAGACCAUCUCCAACGCCUGCGGCACCAUGGGUGUCCUUCAUUCCAUCGUCAACAACUGGGCUCACGGAGGACAUCUGAAGCUGAAGGAAGGCAGUGUCAUCAAGAACUUUUUGGAGAAGACUGUCAGCUUGACGCCCGCUGAGCGUGCCACGGCCCUUGAGGAGGAUACCACCUUGGCUAGAGUCCACGAGAACCAUGCAUCGACCGGCCAGACCGCGACACCCGACUUGGCCGACAUUGUUGACUUGCAUUUCGUGUGCCUUGUUGAACGCGAUGGCCACCUCUACGAGCUCGAUGGAAACAAGCCAUACCCAAUCAACCAUGGUCCCAGCUCCAAGGACUCCUUCUUAUUUGAUGCCAUCAAGGUUGCAAAGAAGUUUGUUGAGCGCGACCCCGAGAACCUCCACUUUAGCGUGAUCGCCGCCACCACCGCUGAGGAAGACGACUACUAA